AUGAAUGUCGUGAUGAAAUUUUGGUGGUGGCCACUCUCAUCGCCCAAUAAUUUUGAAAAUUUACAAAAAUUAAUAAAGAAUAACAUUACUUGCCCGCCAAAUCUGUUCAAUAAAGAUUUAUUCUCGUGGAAGGGAAAUGUAUUUAGAAGAGCGAUCACUUUGGCUGACGUCGAUAAUGAUUCUGAUAAUGAAUUGAUUGUCGGUAGUCUCGAGGGUAACCUAACUAUCUUUAAAGGUACCGAGAAAUCACCUUGGAAAGUAGCAAAUAAUUUAGGUUCUAUUGUUGGUAUAGCAGUUGGUGAUUUAUUAUCUUGUAAUAAAAAUCUUUUAGUUGUUAUUUCAUCAGAAGGUGUUUGUAAUAUAUAUAAUGUACAUAGUGAUGAUAUCGGUGGUAAAGAAUUGAUACCUACGAUAUCACAAAGACUACCACCCAAUGCCUCUGCUAUUCUGAUAGGUGAUAUCGAUCAUGAUGGCAAGAAUGAAUUGAUCAUUGGAACAUACGAUCAUACUCUAUAUUCAUUUAGUUUAGUAUUAUCAUCGAAUCAACAACAACAACAACAAGAAUCAGAACAUCAAUCAAAUAAUAAUAAUUAUAAUAACAAUAACAAUAACAAUGAACAACAAAGCAAUCAUGAUCAUAAUGAUAAUAAAACAAAUAAUAACAAUAGUGAAGGUAAUAAUAACAAAGAAUAUACAUUGUUUUCGUGUCGGCAAGGGUGUCGUCUGGAAGAUGGAGGUCGACGAGAUGACCAGUGGUCAGCUGAUUGCGCUCUACUCGGUGGCGUUGCGCGACGACGACGACUACUACAUCGUGGCGUGCGGCUGGGACGGACUGACGAUGGUCAUCGACAAAGACCGCAAUCAAGUGCAAUACAAGUUUGGCGACCGUGUCUGUGCAUUCUACAGCGGCAACUACACACUGUGCCGCGGUGGACAAUCUACCACCUGCUUCGUAUACGUAACGUUCUUUGGAGAGAUUCACCUCUAUUACAAUCUCAACAUUCAGUUGCAACCGACUCACAGUCUGCAAUGGCUCACCAAAGAACACGUGGAAAUGGUCAAGACACUGAGUGA
Messenger RNA from Heterostelium album PN500, 1074 nucleotides. RefSeq lists its product as uncharacterized. The record is from RefSeq and is a predicted model, not a curated record. Gene Ontology annotation, biological process: regulation of TOR signaling. The transcript is spliced from 5 exons. Lineage: Eukaryota; Evosea; Eumycetozoa; Acytosteliales; Acytosteliaceae. The coding region runs from base 1 to 1074 and encodes 357 amino acids. Gene Ontology annotation, molecular function: protein binding. Gene Ontology annotation, cellular component: KICSTOR complex.